This is a messenger RNA of Solanum stenotomum, 1413 nucleotides long. RefSeq lists its product as uncharacterized. The transcript has 3 exons. Lineage: Eukaryota; Viridiplantae; Streptophyta; Magnoliopsida; Solanales; Solanaceae. The record is from RefSeq and is a predicted model, not a curated record. Gene Ontology annotation, biological process: RNA processing. Bases 90 to 1187 code for a protein of 365 amino acids.
UUAUAUCAGCUUCACGUACCCAGAGGAAGUCGACGGCGGUUCCCUUUAUCGACUCCGGCGACGGCGGAAAACCAUCUCCGACGACAAUAAUGGGUAAGAAAUCAUCGAGGAAGAAUGGAGUUGGUAAAGCACCUGGUUCAAUUACAUUAAGAGAAGAAUCAGGUGUGAAGAAGAAACAAACUCAUGUUAAUGCGAAAUCGAUGCUGAAAUUGGAGCAUAUAAAAGAUAUUGCUACUUGGGCUAGUGGCGAAGGUUCCAUACCUUCACUUGGUGCGUUUUUUGGGCAGAGAUUAGCUGUAUCAGCUGAGUCUUUGGGUGUUCCACCUGACCCUUCAUUAUUUACUUGUCAAAGGUGUGAAUCUAUCCUUCAGGCUGGCUACAAUUGUACAGCACGGAUUGAGAAGAACAAAAGAAAGGCACGAAAGAAAUGCAAGACAUCCGGUAUUCCCCCGAAGAACUCAGUUGUAUAUGAGUGUCAUUUCUGCUCACAUCGGAAUCUAAAGAGAGGAACCCCAAGAGGCUAUAUGAAAAGCCUAUAUCCAGCUAAAACAAAAACUUUAACAGUUGACCCUGCUAAAUCAGCAACCCGAAAGGCAAAAGUUGAUCCUACUGAAUCAGCAAUGCAAAGAUCUGAACAUUUGGGCACGCAAGUGGCUAGUAUCGCUAAGGCAAAAGUUGAUCCUACUGAAUCAGCAAUGCAUAAGUCUGAACAUUUGGAUACGUCAGUGGCUAGUACUGAUAAGGCAAGAGUUGAUCCUACUGAAACAGCAAUGCAAAAGUCUGAACAUUUGGAUACGUCAGUGGCUAGUAUCGAUAAGACAAGAGUUGACACUACUAAAUCAGCAACCCAAAAGUCUGAACAGUUCGAUGCUUUAGGGGGCAGUACCACAGAUGUAAUAGUUGCAUCUGAACUAGUUGGAGAUGAUCCUAUGGCUGGUCCUGCAACUCCAUUGUCAACAGUUACGGUUACUUCUCUGUUGGAUUCGAAGAAGAGGAAAAGAAAUAGAACAGGGUCCAAAAAGAAAGCUGAACCUCAGGAUGGUUCAUCCAUGACAGAUGCUGAGAAGACUGUCUCAACAUCCAGUAAGAGAAAGAAGAAGUCUUGGACUAGUUUGAAGGAAAUUGCUGAAAGUCAGAGUAGCAAUAGUAGGAAGUUCUCCAAUAUAUCUGUUCCAUUUAUUCUUUGAUUGUGAGAAUUGUAUUUUGCCCGUAGAGCACCCCCUUUUUUGGGGGUUUUCACGCCGGUGUCCGGAGCUCAUAUUGGCGCGCUCUAACUAAAUUCGAAUCGCGCACUGCAGGGUCCAUUGGGAGUUACACUCCCUAACAUAUUUUCUCUCGUAAGUUGUAACAGUAAUUACUGUCCAAUAUUAUAUGAGUAUUUAGUGUACUUUGACAAUUGUUUAGUUUCUUUUU